This is a messenger RNA of Arachis stenosperma, 1167 nucleotides long. Its product is annotated as transcription factor bHLH35-like. Gene Ontology annotation, molecular function: sequence-specific DNA binding; DNA-binding transcription factor activity; protein dimerization activity. NCBI's taxonomy places the organism in Eukaryota, Viridiplantae, Streptophyta, Magnoliopsida, Fabales, Fabaceae. Bases 182 to 934 code for a protein of 250 amino acids. Gene Ontology annotation, cellular component: nucleus. The record is from RefSeq and is a predicted model, not a curated record. The transcript is spliced from 5 exons. Gene Ontology annotation, biological process: regulation of DNA-templated transcription.
GAAUAAUAAGUUGCCCAAUGCCUAUUAUAUAUUCCUAACUCACAAGUCAAAUUCACAAAUCAUAAGUCACACCAAAAAAAAGACACAAAUUAAACAAGAUUGGUAUAUUGUAGAAACCAUUUACUACUCUGUCUAAAGAUUCCUCUUCUUGUUCCUCUUCCUCUUUCACUUUCUCUCUCUAAUGGAGAAUAUUGGUGAUGAGUACCAUCGUUAUUGGGAGACCAGCAUGUUCCUCCAAACCCAAGAACUCGACAACCAUGGCAGCUGGGGUUUGGAUGAGGCGUUGUCAGGCUACUACGAUUCGAGCUCGCCGGACGGUGCGGCUUCGUCGGCGGCGUCGAAGAAUAUUGUGUCGGAGAGGAAUAGAAGGAAGAAGCUCAAUGAAAGGCUUUUUGCUCUUCGAUCAGUGGUCCCCAACAUCAGCAAGAUGGAUAAGGCUUCAAUAAUAAAGGAUGCAAUUGAGUACAUACAAAAGUUGCAAGAACAAGAGAGGAUAAUUCAAUCAGAGAUAGUUGAGCUUGAGAGUGGUAUGAUGGUGGAGAAGAAGAACCCUAACAGCUAUGAAUUUGAGCAUCAGGAGCUUCCAGUGUUGUUGAGGUCCAAGAAGAAGAGAACAGAUGAGCUUUAUGAUUCUCUCAAUUCUAGAAACUCCCCUAUUCAUAUACUAGAGCUGAGAGUAACAUACAUGGGAGAGAAGACAAUAGUGGUAAGCUUGACAUGCAGUAAAAGGACAGAUACAAUGGUGAAACUGUGUGAAAUUUUUGAGUCAUUGAAGCUGAAGAUCAUCACCGCCAAUAUCACCUCCCUUUCCUCUGCCCGGCUUUUGAAGACAGUCUUCAUUGAGGCAGAUGAAGAAGAAAAAGAUCUUUUGCAGAUAAAGAUCCAAACAGCAAUUGCAGCUCUUAAUGACCCUCUAAGUCCAAUGAGCAUUUGAUGAAGAAUAUAAUUAUAUUAUUAAUUGGAAGUUCCAACUUUUGGGUCAGUGGUGAGUGUUGGGUACAAUACAAGGUUCAAAUGAGUGCUAUUUGGGUGGUAUUUUCCUUAUCCCUCUUUGUUGUUCCCACUCAAAUCUUCUCAUCACUAGUGAAUAGUGUGAUUAAGUCUUCACCUUUGUUUUGUGGGUAAGUUGAGCAAGUUUUCUCAUAAAGUGCUUUCUGUGUCCAACAA